Messenger RNA from Sorex araneus (European shrew), 942 nucleotides. Its product is annotated as olfactory receptor 5AN1-like. The transcript has a single exon. NCBI's taxonomy places the organism in Eukaryota, Metazoa, Chordata, Mammalia, Eulipotyphla, Soricidae. Gene Ontology annotation, biological process: G protein-coupled receptor signaling pathway; sensory perception of smell. Gene Ontology annotation, cellular component: membrane. Gene Ontology annotation, molecular function: odorant binding; olfactory receptor activity; G protein-coupled receptor activity. The record is from RefSeq and is a predicted model, not a curated record. Bases 4 to 942 code for a protein of 312 amino acids.
ACCAUGGUAAGGGGAAGAAAUCUUACAGAAAUCUCCCAUUUUAUCCUCUUGGGAUUCUCAGAUUUGCCUAGACUCUUAACAGUGCUCUUCACUGUGUUCCUAUUGAUUUAUAUUACCACCGUGACUUUGAACCUGUGCCUGAUUAUAUUAAUAAGGAUGGACUCCCAACUCCACACACCCAUGUACUUCUUCCUCAGUAACCUAUCCUUCAUCGACAUCUGCUAUGUGACCACGACAGUUCCCAAGAUGCUCUCCGGCUUCUAUCAAGAACAACUAACUGUCACUGUUGUGGGUUGUGCUGUUCAGUACUUUUUCUUUGCGUUGAUGGGACUCAGUGAGUCUUGUGUCAUGACAGCCAUGGCUUAUGACCGCUAUGCUGCCAUUUGUAACCCACUUCUCUACUCAUCCAUCAUGUCACCCACCCUUUGCGUGUGGAUGGUGUUGGGAUGCUAUCUGGCUGCAUUCUCAGGUUCUAUAGCACAAUUGAGUGCCAUACUCCGGCUCUACUUCUGCGGGCCUAAUGUCAUCCAUCACUUCUUCUGUGACAUUCCGCAACUCUUAAACUUGUCCUGCAAUGAUGCUUUCAUUUCACGAGUCAUACUGGCUAUAGUAACAAUGAUCUAUGGGGUAACAAAUGCCCUGCUUAUCAUGGUAUCCUAUGUCUAUAUUGUCCUCUCUAUUCUGAAGAUCACUUCAGCUAAAGGUAGAUCCAAGGCUUUCAACACCUGUGCUUCUCACCUGACAGCUGUCAGCCUCUUCUAUGUCUCAAGUGUUGUCAUUUACCUGAGUUCUGGUGCUGGAAGCUCUUCGACCGUUGACAGAUUUGGAUCCGUGUUCUACGCAGUGUUGAUCCCCAUGAUGAAUCCUUUGAUUUAUAGUCUGAGGAAUAAGGAAAUUAAAGAUGCCUUAAAGAAGCUUCCAAGGAAGAGAGGGCAUUGUUGA